AUGAGUCUCACACUCAUGACAGUUUAUUUUCUGCUCGAAGCUACAAUCUCUACAAUUAUACGACCCGACUGUGGCGAAAAAUAUUAUGCUGAUGAAGGAAAUCCUGACCAACGAGAAAUUCAUCACAGAUUACCUGAGGCCAGUUAUGAAGAUGUCGAAAUCACUUACUAUGGAUAUGGUAACGACUACUCCGAAAUAAAGCACGUUCUCGACCAUCGACACAAAGUUUACUUCCAGCCGAGACAUGGAAGUCUUGAGCACGCAACAGGACGGAAUCACAGCGAUAUAGACCUGCCCUAUGGUUACAGUAGUGAUCGGUACGAAAGUGAGGAACGCACCGGAUCAGAUGUGGAGAACACGAAGAGGUUCUCAUAUUUUGCGAUCGCCUCUGGUCCGGAAGAUACAUACCAGAGAGGGUACCAUGGAUCUUCCGGAUACGAUAAGUUGGAGCAUGAUUCGAAGUAUCCCGAUGGAAGCGAUGGAGAUGCAAUCGAAAGAAGCUACUUCGUCUACGGCAUACGCUACAACGAGGACAACAGCGCUUACAAAAAGUUCUAUGUUGAAUAUAGCGAUCACGGUAACCAAUAUGGGCUAGGCAAACAUGGUUUCAACAGGAAUGGUUGGAGCAGAUUCAGCUAUAGCGGGCCUUGGAAGAAUACCGGAUCCGACUCAGGUUCUGAUGCCCAUAUAUCCAUUUAA
Messenger RNA from Haemonchus placei, 699 nucleotides. The record is from the annotation of a GenBank genome assembly. Lineage: Eukaryota; Metazoa; Nematoda; Chromadorea; Rhabditida; Trichostrongylidae.